Messenger RNA from Dimorphilus gyrociliatus, 739 nucleotides. NCBI's taxonomy places the organism in Eukaryota, Metazoa, Annelida, Polychaeta, Dinophilidae. The record is from the annotation of a GenBank genome assembly.
GAAUUUUUCCAUAGAAACCGAUAAACACUAAAAACACAGUGAUUUCGUUCAGAUAAUGGCUGAGAAACCUUAUCAUCCAGUUGCCCAGGGAGGAUUUUGGAAUACAGCCCAACCUCCUAUUAGUAAACAAACACAACAACUUCUUAAAACGGCAAUGCAAGAGUCACGUUUAACGAGCUUCCAGCAAAGACAGCUAAAUGAUGCGUUGAAAAAUGGUCAAGCAUUACCUGUUAGAUGUAAUCCAACGAGCAGUGCGAAAAAGCAAAGCAAACAAGUGGUCACAUUGCCAAAAGGUCCAAGAGUAGAUCCGAGAAAAUUGAAUAGCGGAACAAGAAAAUUAAAGGAAAUUACCUCUUCCGGGGCUUAUGAAAGGGAUAGAUACAAUCCUGAGCCAAUUAAUCAGUUUAAAAUUAGAGAUAAGGAAAGACUGCAAAAUAUUAUGGCCUUUGGAGAGGAUGUGAAACCUCCCACUUUAGAAGACCUUAAGGAAAGACUACGUCAAGCUCAGGAGAGUGAUGAAAAUAGACGACAUAGGAAAGAUCGUUUUGAAGAAUUAUAUGAAGAGGUUGAAGAACGUAAAUCAUUUCUUGACAGAAUGGAAUCAAUAGGAAAAGGAAAGGAAUAUAGGCAUAUAAUAAACACGGAAAUAUCCCGCCUUAUCAGAGAAAUGGAAGUUAUUGAUCGUAAAAGAACCAAAAAGUUAGAAGAAGCUCUCCGUGAACAGGGACAAGACAUUUAA